UCGAGUUUGACAUUUCAUCGGAUCAAUAACAUCGAAGUUUCCUGUUGUGAUUUUUUCUAAAAAUCUACAUUUAUUUGUGUGUUAGACGGGCGUUGGUAUCUCUAAUUGAUAAAGAAACAGUUCAUAAGCAUGGGAGACCCGUGGGUAAUCCAGCCCCAUGAGCAUGCAAAGUUCGCGGAGCACUUCCGCAACCUCGGACCCAUCAACGGUCACCUCACGGGAGAGCAAGCCAAGAGAUUCAUGUUACAGUCCCAGCUACCGCCGCCAGUGCUUGGUCAAAUCUGGACGCUUGCAGACACCAAUGCAGAUGGAAAACUCGACUUGAAAGAAUUCUCUAUUGCUUGCAAGAUAAUAAACCUAAAACUGCAUGGUAUAGAAAUACCUAAAGCAUUACCACCAUCUCUACUCGCUUCUUUGAGUCCAACAGGGUCCAAACAACAGUUCCCACCCCCAAAACCCCCAAUACCACCAAUGCCCAACCUCAACCAACCCCUUAUAUCCAGUUUACCCCAAACACCCCAACUACCACCCCAAAUACCACCCCAACCCACCCAAAACCUAUUGGGAGAUUUCAACGCUCCCUCUAUUCCAGCAAAACCUGUACCAGACUUAAUAUCUGGUGUAAAACCGGUUAUGCCAACCCAACCUAUGUUACCAACCAAUCAACUGAUCAACCAAUCAAUGCCUCAACCGAUAACAUCUCAACCAUUGAUGAAUCAACCACUAGUCUCAAACAUAAAUCAACCAAUGAUGAAUACACCAAACUUAAUCAAUACAUCUAUAAUGUCUCAAAACCAAUCAUUAAUCAACACAUCAACUUUGAUCAACACAACUACUCAACCCACGAAUCAGUUGAUUAACACAUCUCAACCGAAUCAAUUGAUAAACUCAACUCAAACAUUGAUCAACUCAACUCAACCGUUGGUCAACUCAUCUCAACCAUUGAUCAACUCGUCCCAAUCGUUGAUGAACUCAUCCCAACCGUUGAGCAACUCGUCCCAAUCGUUGAUGAACUCAUCCCAACCGCUGAUCAACUCAUCCCAACCGUUGAUCAACUCAUCCCAACCGUUGAUCAACUCAACUCCAUUAGUUGGUCUAAAUCAACCACCAGCAAGUGCUCCCUUAGGACCCAACUCUCCCCCACAAAUCCCUGCCUUACCAUCAGGUACAACUGUAAGUUCAGUGGUUAGUCCUCCAAAACCAGGAGUGACGAGUGUAGCAGGUUCGAUUCCAAGUCAACCAAUUACUUCAACACCUAUUACUGCAGUCAAGAGUGAUUCAUUUUCAAAACCGGGGUCAUUAGUAACCAGUCCCACAGAUGUGCCAAUGGGAGUGGUCAGUCCACCGCCAGCCGUCGAAUGGGGUAUCCCCCAGCCACAGAAACUCAAGUACACUCAGCUGUUCAACGCAACAGACCGCUCGAAGUCUGGCUCAGUGUCAGGAGCUCAGGCACGAUCCAUCAUGCUGCAGUCUCGCUUACCGCAGCAGACUUUGGCCCAAAUUUGGGCCCUGGCUGACCUAGACUCGGAUGGGAAACUUGGAUGCGAGGAAUUCGUGCUGGCAAUGUAUCUAUGUGAAAGAGCAACGCAAGGGGAGACCGUGCCUGCGAAACUACCGGUCGAAUUGAUUCCUCCCACUUUUAGACGUGAUUCAGUAUCAAGCAUCAGCAGUAACAAGUCAUACGAAGAGAGAAGGAGAGAGAAUUUGGCGCGCGGACAAGCAGAGUUAGAGAGGAGAAGAUCGCAGCUCGCUGACGCACAAAUGAAGGAGAAGGAAGAAGAGGCGGAAAGAGAAAGAAAAGAAAGAGAAGAAGCAGAGAAAAAAGAGAAGUUGCGCCUCGAAGCUCAGAAGAAGGAGCAAGAAGAGUUGCUUCGGAAGCAGAAAGAAGAACAGGAGAAACGCGAGGCAGCACGAAAAGAGAUGGAGAGACAAUGCCAACUAGAGUGGGAGAAGAAGAGGACUCGGGAGUUAGAAGCCCUACGUACGGAGGAGCAGACCAAGGUCCUUAGCCUGAAGUCCCGCAGCCAAGCCCUAUCAGCAGAACUGAGUUCGGUGACUCUUCGCGCGGGCAACUUGGCCAAACAGAUCCGCGACACCAGGACUUCUGUGGCGGCCGCCAAGUGCACCAUUGACUCCAUGCGGUCUGAUCGCGAUACAAGCAUGUCAGAGAUGCAACAACUCAAAGCGCGAGUCAAAGAGCUAAACGCGAAGCAAAUCGCUCUUAACAAAGAGAAGGCUGAGCUGGAUGCCAAGGCCAAGGCGUCAGAGGGCGCGGGCGAAGAUGGGAAGCUGAGCAUGAUGGAGGUCACCCUCAAACAGCUGCGGGACAAGGUGGACGCAGCCAAAGCGGUAGUAGAAAGCAAGAAGACCGACCUAGAAACCAACAAGUCGCAACUGACUGAGCUCUGCGACACAGUCAGUCAGUUGAGCGAGAAGUGCGAGACAGUGUGGAAACUGUACGAGCAGAGGCGCGACGAGUACGCCAGGAACAGAUCCACUGCACCAGCUGACUCCGCCUGGCAAGCUGAUGCAGACUGGGGCACGUCUGACGAGGCGUGGUCGGAACCACCCGCCACCGAAGCUGCUUGGGGUGACGCGCCUGCUACCAACGCCACCGAAGUGGUGUCGGCCACCCCCGCGGCAGCAACUUCCACACCAAAAUGGCGUUGCGUGUACGAAUUCACCGCCAGAACCGUUGAUGAGUUGAGCCUACAACCUGGUGACUUGGUAAGCGAGGCGACCGCACCUCGAGGCGACGCCGAGCCGGGCUGGAAAUGGGGCACUGCUAGAGGUCAGUCAGGCUGGUUCCCGGAGUCGUAUGUUGAGGACAUCAACGCAAUCCAAGCUUACGCCGAGGUCAUCGAACCUUUAGAGACCAAGACGCAACUUGAAGGCAUAGCUGAGGUACCGGAAGCGGAGAUAACUAAUGACUUGGGCGGCGCCAUGCCUGCUGUUGAGGGCGGCGAUUUCUACAUAGCGGCGUACCCCUACGUGUCCUCAGAACCGGGUGACCUGACCUUUGAGGCUGGUGAGAGGAUCGAGGUCAUGAGACGCGAUGGCGACUGGUGGACCGGCAGGAUUGGCAUACGCACGGGUAUAUUCCCCUCAAACUACGUAACUAAAGACACCACCACAACAAGCGGCGACGUCAUGUCAAGCAUACCCGAAGCGCGUGAACCACAAGACGCUGCGUAUCCGCAACCGCAACCGCAGGAAGCUGCGUAUACGCAGCCGCAACCACAGGAAGCUGCGUACACGCAACCGCAGCCAGAACCACAACUAGAACCUGUGCAGAUGCAACAAGCCACACCGAGUGUAGCGCCGGAGCAGCCCUGCGUGUCGCCGCCCUACCACGCAGAGCUUGUGCAGAUGCAACAAGACACACCGAGUGUAGCGCCAGAGCAGCCCUGUGCCUCGCCGCCCUACCGCGCAGAGUUUGUGCAGAUGCAACAAGAAACACCGAAUGUGGCAACGGAGCACCCCUGCGUCUCGCCGCCCUACCACGCAGAGCUUGUGCAGGAGCAAAAGUCUUCAACACCCAUAUCAUCAGAAGUAGCCGCUAUAACGGAGUCCGCUAGUGCUCCCGGAGGGCCUCGGCCGGCCUCCUCGGCCCGCAGGGACUCGGGCAGGGACUCCGCCACGUCCUCCCGACGCAAGCAUGAGGUGGCGCAGGCGUUGGCUAACUAUACAGCUACUAGUGCGGAGCAACUGUCGUUAGUGAAAGGGCAGUUGUUGAUAGUUAGGAAGAAAGCAGACAGCGGCUGGUGGGAGGGCGAGCUACAAGCUAAGGGUCGGAACAGACAGAGCGGGUGGUUCCCCGCGAGCUAUGUUAAGGUUUUACAGUCCUCUGGUCGUACGUCCGGUCGAACGACCCCCGUCAUGUCGAAAAUGGACACCGUGCCCACUGAAACUGUCAUCGAUAAGGUGAUAGCUCUAUACCCCUACACUGCUCAGAACGCGGACGAGCUGAGCUUCGAGAAAGAUGACAUCAUCGCCGUAACCGACCGCUCGCAAGACCCCGCCUGGUGGCAAGGCGAACUUCGAGGGAUGACUGGCCUUUUUCCGAGCAACUAUGUCACUAAAUUAGUUAACUAAUUCCUAUAAUUAGUUUCACUAAAUUAGUAUUUUAGUGCUUAUGAAAACUAUGAUUAUUCUAUUGCAAGUAGAAUUCACUCAUACAAAACCAUUGUAGUAGUUAGUAGUUCAUGAAAUACCAAAAAAAUAUUUAAAGAAUAAAUAAAUAAU
This is a messenger RNA of Maniola jurtina (meadow brown), 4245 nucleotides long. RefSeq names its product intersectin-2 (gene Dap160). The transcript is spliced from 30 exons. NCBI's taxonomy places the organism in Eukaryota, Metazoa, Arthropoda, Insecta, Lepidoptera, Nymphalidae. The record is from RefSeq and is a predicted model, not a curated record. Gene Ontology annotation, molecular function: calcium ion binding; protein binding; molecular adaptor activity. Gene Ontology annotation, cellular component: clathrin-coated pit; intracellular vesicle; plasma membrane. Gene Ontology annotation, biological process: endosomal transport; clathrin-dependent synaptic vesicle endocytosis. Bases 130 to 4095 code for a protein of 1321 amino acids.